Messenger RNA from Purpureocillium lilacinum, 519 nucleotides. The record is from RefSeq and is a predicted model, not a curated record. NCBI's taxonomy places the organism in Eukaryota, Fungi, Ascomycota, Sordariomycetes, Hypocreales, Ophiocordycipitaceae.
AUGCUCAGACAACGUCGACAGAGGGGUCAUUCUACGGCUUCUCAGCAUUUGCUGUCUACGGUGAACCUUUUGUCAUCCCCGCAGCCGGCCACAUCGCUUUUGCAGCAGAACCGACGCGUUAGCGGUACCGCCCGCUGUGCCAACGCCACUGGUGUCGACACUGAGUCAAUCGCCAGCGACGUUGCCCUGGUGCAACAACCCCAUCACCUCCAAGCCUUGCACGGUUCCAAGUCUCAUCACACAUAUCUCUCGACAUCCUUUCCGCACUCAUACGGCACUGCACAAUGCCGACACGCGAUUCGCCUUCGCCGGGCGUCAGACCAUCGGCCAAACGUCGUCGCCAAGCGUCGCCGAGUCAGGACGACAGCGACUUUGACCACGACAGCACGACCGGACGAAGCAAAGCGGGCCAAUGUGCCAGCUUCCGCAAUGUCAGCGCGUGCACGCGUUGCCGGAUGCGCAAGAACCGGUGUGACCAGCGUUUGCCAAGCUGUGCAAGCUGCGCAAAGGCUGGCGUAG